AUGAAGAACGGAGAAGGUGGCGAUGAACUUCCUGAGGGUUCUCCUUAUCAGAGCAUUACUGAAGACUUGCCACAAACAAAGAAGACUAAGAUUGGCCCGAAGAUCCUGUCGAUCUUGCGACAAGAAGUCGGCUGGUUUGAUGAACAAUCUGUGGGGAACUUAAUUACGCGAUUGAGCAACAAUGUCGACAGCAUAGAGGGUGGCAUCGGCGAGAGACUAGGCCACUUUUUGCAAAAUAUCAGUACUUUUUUUGCCGCUGUCGUUAUCUCCCUUGUUGCUGGAUGGAAAUUGGCACUAGUUGGUCUUUCUAUAACACCACUGGUUCUCGCCGCGUUUGUAUUUCUUGCAUUUGCAUUGAGAACAUUUUCUAUUCGAGAAAUCGCAUCUUACGAGGUCGCAGGCACCAUUGCGACUGAAGUGUUUACUGCAAUUAGAACUGUCUUUGCAUUUGGUGGGCAAGAAAAGGAAUGUGCUCGCUAUGAGAAAGAACUCCAAGCGUCAUCCCGAAUCUCCUUCCUAAAGUCCGUCUUUGUAGGUCUUGGCACGGGUGCAAUUGGCUGCUCAAUUUUCAUUGAUGCUGCGAUCUGCUUCUACUAUGGAGUGAAACUCAUCCUCGAUGAAAACUAUGAAAAUGGAACCGUUGUUUUGUUCCAACAAUUUGUUUAA
Molecule: messenger RNA, 666 nt
Organism: Dibothriocephalus latus
Lineage: Eukaryota; Metazoa; Platyhelminthes; Cestoda; Diphyllobothriidea; Diphyllobothriidae
Source: the annotation of a GenBank genome assembly